Sinocyclocheilus grahami is the source of this 605-nucleotide messenger RNA. Its product is annotated as small ubiquitin-related modifier 3-like. Gene Ontology annotation, molecular function: protein binding. Bases 174 to 458 code for a protein of 94 amino acids. The transcript is spliced from 5 exons. The record is from RefSeq and is a predicted model, not a curated record. NCBI's taxonomy places the organism in Eukaryota, Metazoa, Chordata, Actinopteri, Cypriniformes, Cyprinidae.
GUUGAUUUUGCGCGUUCUGGGGCUAACAGCGCCCUGCUGGGAAUCACGUGGCUUUGCCCGGGCCAAUCAAACGUGCGAAUCCAGUCUGCGCUUUCUUGCUGAGCGCGGGGAGGACAGCACUCGUGUCACCGUCACAGCCACAUUCACCGGGAGAAUCCUACAUUUCUACAAAAAUGUCAGACGAGAAGCCAAAGGAGGGCGUGAAGACUGAAAAUGACCACAUCAACUUGAAAGUGGCGGGUCAGGAUGGAUCUGUGGUCCAGUUCAAAAUUAAAAGGCAUACCCCCCUCAGCAAACUGAUGAAGGCCUACUGCGAAAGACAGGGUUUAUCCAUAAGGCAAAUUAGGUUCAGGUUUGAUGGUCAGCCAAUCAAUGAGACGGACACACCUGCACAGCUGGAAAUGGAAGAUGAGGACACUAUCGAUGUAUUCCAGCAGCAGACGGGAGGAACCUGCUAAAGAUGAAGCACAUGUGGAUGAAGCUUGUUUAUUUGUGCUCAUCUUCACUUCCACUGCAGUUCAGGGCUGAAAUGGGAAAAGGUUCUAGAAAUCAAACCGGUUUAAGUUAAUAGCUCUUUUUUUUUUCUCUCUCUCUCUUUAAUCAUC